ACAAACAGAGUUUUCUCUUUGCCUGAGUUGAGCUAGUAUCCCAAAAGCUAAAGCUCACGGAAGACUUUACACUGUCCGUCAAAGUUUGAUAAGUUCACAGACAGAAUGGAGCAAAUAAAGUCGAUCAAGUGAAGAUUGACCUUGUCAUGUCAGAAUAUGAUGGGAUGGUUUAAUGUACUCCAAGUUUUUUAUAGUUACUAUUUUGCUGCUAAGCUGGAGAGGACAGUGCUGGGAGGGAGUGGCCUCUUCCUCCCAUCAGGAUAAUGCACACAUCCCCAAUGCUGAUCUCCGUAGCCACCAUGAGCAACAUGACGGUACUUGACACUGCUGAUCCCUAUGACCUUGAUGUGACCUCCUCUGAGGCCGUCUACCCCAUCAGCUUUCAGGUUUCUCUGACAGGUUUCCUGCUUUUGGAGAUAGUUUUGGGCUUGAGCUCAAACCUCACUGUGCUCAUCCUCUACUGUAUGAAACAGAACCUCAUCAGCUCUGUGUCCAACAUAAUCACCAUGAACCUGCAUGUGGUCGAUGUGUUGGUGUGUGUAGGCUGCAUCCCACUGACAGCAGUAGUGGUGUUACUUCCUUUGGAGGCGGACACGGCCAUGAUUUGCUGUUUCCAUGAGGCCUGCAUCUCCUUUGCAAGCGUAGCUACAGCUGCUAACGUCCUAGCCAUCACUGUGGACCGCUAUGACAUCUCAGUGCGGCCAGCAAACCGCGUGCUUACAAUGGGUCGAGCUGUAGCUUUACUAGGAUCCAUCUGGGCUCUAUCCUUUUUCAGUUUCCUGGUUCCCUUCAUGGAAGUAGGGUUUUUUAUCAACUCUGGUUCUGAGGUUUUGAACCAGACUGCAGUGGUCACCGUGGCUCAUACAAAUGAGUACUACACAGAGCUAGGUUUGUACUAUCACCUGCUAGCACAGAUCCCUAUAUUCUUUUUCACAGCUGUGGUAAUGCUAGUGACAUACUACAAGAUCCUUCAGGCACUGAAUAUUCGCAUUGGUACACGCUUUCAGCACAAUCUACCUAAAAAGAAGCAAAAGAGCAAAAACACCAUCUCUUUGAGCACUGGAACGCAAGCAGAAUCGACUGAUGCUUCACAGAGCAGCACAGGAGUCAGGGCAGGUGGGAACGCACCUUUGGGCAUGCGGGCUUCAGUGUCAGUCAUUAUUGCAUUAAGACGAGCAGUAAAGCGACAUCGGGAGAGACGGGAAAGGCAGAAACGAGUCUUCAGAAUGUCUCUUCUCAUUAUCUCCACAUUUCUACUUUGCUGGACUCCAAUAACUGUGCUCAACACCAUCAUCCUCAGCACUGGGCCCAGUGAUUUAACGGUUCGCCUCCGUUUGGGCUUCCUGGUGAUGGCCUAUGGAACCACUAUCUUUCACCCACUCCUCUAUGCCUUCACUCGGCAGAAGUUCCAAAAGGUUUUGAAAAGCAAGAUGAAAAAGAGGGUGGUGUCUGUAGUAGAAGCUGACCCUACGCCAAACAACGUGGUCAUCCACAACUCGUGGAUUGACCCCAGAAGAAACAAGAAGGUCACCUUCGAGGACACAGAAGCCAGACAAAAAUGUCUAUGCUCACAUGAUGCCGAGUAAUGGGAUUAACUCAAAUGUAAAUAUGUCAAAUAUGUACAGUAAAUGGGAAGUCGUUACACUCUACUCAUAAAAGUGAAGUAGACUAUGGCACAAGAAUUUUACAAACUGGUUACUUAGAGAGAGAAGAGAUUGCUUUUAAUGCAAAUAGAGAGGUGGAAAGUAUUUGAAAAAAAGCAUGGAAGAAAUGUGACUAUGAUGGGGAAACAUACUACAGUCAACAAACUAAAAAGAUGUGUGCUUAAUAAUACAUAGGUGUCAUAGGCAUACAAAGAGGGUAAUUUAUUGCUAUUUAUUGUGGAAUGUUGUGGAAUGCUAUCAAGGACAAUUUGGUAAGUCUGUAUCUAAGCAGCAGUGUGUAUUGUUCACGUAAGAUGUACACUCAUAUAGUCAAUACUUUGAUA
Micropterus dolomieu (smallmouth bass) is the source of this 1987-nucleotide messenger RNA. Its product is annotated as G-protein coupled receptor 22-like. The transcript has 4 exons. NCBI's taxonomy places the organism in Eukaryota, Metazoa, Chordata, Actinopteri, Centrarchiformes, Centrarchidae. Gene Ontology annotation, molecular function: G protein-coupled receptor activity; peptide binding. Gene Ontology annotation, biological process: G protein-coupled receptor signaling pathway. Bases 264 to 1586 code for a protein of 440 amino acids. Gene Ontology annotation, cellular component: membrane. The record is from RefSeq and is a predicted model, not a curated record.